Molecule: messenger RNA, 365 nt
Organism: Scutellospora calospora
Lineage: Eukaryota; Fungi; Glomeromycota; Glomeromycetes; Diversisporales; Gigasporaceae
Source: the annotation of a GenBank genome assembly
AAUCUCAAGGUGCAUUACUGCUAUUCAAUCCAAGGCCACCUUUGGUUUUAAUGACAGGUGUAUUUCGUUAUGAUAUGCUACGCUGGCAUUUUGUUGCUGUACAAGCUGCUCCAUCAUUUUCAAACAGUUUUCCGCAAAUAUUUGGUACGCGUUCUGAUAUACCUUGUUUAAUCCCAUGUGCUAUUGAUCAGGAUCCAUAUUUUCGGCUGACCCGUGACGUUGCACAUAAACUCAAGUAUCCAAAACCCAGUCUAAUUCAUGCUAAAUUCUUUCCCGCGCUUCAGGGUCCUCAAACAAAAAUGAGCGCAUCUGUGGAUAACUCUGCAAUAUUUAUGUCGGAUACACCUAAUCAAAUAAAAAAAAAG